This is a messenger RNA of Cladocopium goreaui, 1365 nucleotides long. NCBI's taxonomy places the organism in Eukaryota, Dinophyceae, Suessiales, Symbiodiniaceae. The record is from the annotation of a GenBank genome assembly.
AUGUCCGAUGAAAAGUCUGAAAAGCUGCUUGAGAUUGUGAAGGAUUUCGCAGGAAGUUCUGAUCAUCCAAUGCCACAUGCUACGAAAAAACAAGGGGAUUGGGUCAUUGUGAAAAUUGCGCUUGAGAGGGGAAGCGAAGAUGACUUCUACGACUGGGGUUUGUUUCAUGUACCCAGCUGGAAACCUGGGACGACACCGCUACUGAAGUCGAGUUUUUGCGACCUUUCGCACGUGGGCUGCAAGGGCAACGGCGAGCAGCUCAUCUUUGGAGCAAAGGGCGAAGUGCUCAAAGUGGAUGGAAACGACUCUGGGUUGGUGAGGGAAACGUUCAAACUGGCAGACCUGGCUUGGUCCUUGGAAAUUCCACCCAGCGAGGUGAAACUACAGAAGCAGCAGAUGGAGUUUCGGAUUUGGAGCCGGCGACUAGGUCAUCUACCUGCGGCAUCCGAUGUCGAGGCAGUUCUCCAACACUUUGAAGGUGGACCCAAGAUCUGGGCCUUCAGCUUCAAAGACAAUCUGAUGGCGCGUGAGCGGCGUUUGCUGCAGGAUCAUCUCCAGUCCCCUUGGCUUUUGGGAACUACACUUUUGGUAUUGAGUUGCUUGUGCUGCUGCUGGCUCCGGUUCUGCAAGAGCACUGGCAAUUGGAGCCACGUUUGGCGCGCAAGACAUCCUAAGGCCGUGAUCGAAGGCCCGCCACCCGACACACACUGGCGCUUUGCGGAGGGGAAAUUGUGGUGGAAAGGCAGCACGGACUCAGUCACAGAGAUACCUCGGAUCUUCGAAUCGGAAGACCCGUCGCCAAGGCCGCCGCCACCUGUGUUUACUCACAGCGGUCGAAGUCGAGAGGAUGAGUUUCCCAGAAAAGACGAUCCCAGAAAGAGUGACAACGAUGACCUGGAAGAAAAUGUCGAGCGAAGUGCCAAAAGCGGCGGCCAAGCAAACGACGAAAGGCGGCGUGCUGCUUGGACCCCAGCACCGCCCAAGUCCAGCAAGGCCGUGCCUCCACCCAUGCGACCCGCGCACUCAUGCCAUGGUACUUCCGCUGAUGGCCGGCCGAUGUCUUCACCCUGGUCUCGUCCAAGCACUCCAGCCUCGAUGGCUCCUCGAUUGGAAGUCUUCCCUCCCUGCUUCGAUGCCCAUGAUUUUGUGCAAGAGCUUCGACAUUUAAAGCGAAAGACCAGCAACGCAGAUCGGAAGAAACUCUUCAAGGAACUGCAGCUGAGAUGGCAUCCCGACAAGAACGUUGGCGAUGAAAGGCGGGCAUCCGAGAUGUUUAAAGCUUUGCAGGACAGCAAAGGUUGGUUCCUCUUUGAGGAUCGUCCCUGGAGUGCUCCUGGUGUAGUUUCUGAAGCUGAAGGCUUGUAG